GUAAAUUCUUUUUUACGUGUUUAUCUGCGUUGUUAUUUUCUACGGCGGAAUCGAAAAAACUAAGAAGAGGAUGAUUACCUAAAUCCUCCCAAUUAAGCAAACAAGUGAAUGCUCGAUUUCGGUUUAUGAUUAAGCAUCUCUUGAUUUAUUCUAAUCUAUGGGGAUAAUCAAUUUAAAUUGCAACUGCUCGAAGGAUUGGGUCACUUUGGGAAAAUGAAAAGGGGAGCACAUGUAAAGUGGGAUGAAGAAAAUUUGGGAGAAAUUGAGGCAAAUAAACCAGUGAGGCAGAAAAUUACUGAACCAAAGACACCUUUUCACCGCAUGAUCGAUGAUGAUGGAUCUUUAUCUCCUAUACGGAGUGGUUUUGACGAGGACAAUGGCGAUGCAGUACAUGCAGAAGCCAUACGCAGUGCAUUGAAUGAGAUGGCUUCUUCCAGUAAGAAUAAAUCCCGACGGUCUGGCUGGACGUCAUCUGAGGAUGAAGCCGAUGUCAUGGACCAAGAUGAUGCAGAUUCUGCUAGUUCAGGAAAGGGUAAGAGCUUCAAGGAACACAGGCGAGCACACUAUGAUGAGUAUCGGAGAGUCAAAGAACUCCGUCGAAAGGGCUCCUCCCUUGAUGUUUCUUCAGAUGAUGAGGACGACGAUCUUGAGAAAAGGGAUGGGAGGUCUGAUUCAUCAUCAUCAUUGUCUAGUGCUGUUAAGGACAUAGAGAUUAAGGAAGAAAGCAUGGACACUUCUAAAUAGUACUCCAUCCCAGGCCCUUCGAGCUUUAGAUCAACCAGAAGAAUAUUGUGAUUUGAUUUUAUUCCCAUACUCCCUUUGUUUAUAUCCGUCUAACUUCUGUUUGUAAGUUGUGUGUUAAGGUCUCUACCUUCAGGAUGAUAAAGUUCUGAGUUAUCGCAUAGGCACAUCUUCAGUUAACUUCUGGCUUUAGAUAAUGGAGUAUUCUGAAUCCUAAGUUUUUGUACACUGCGUUUUAUAGUUUGUCGUUAUGGUGUUUGUGACGUUU
Lycium ferocissimum is the source of this 1009-nucleotide messenger RNA. Its product is annotated as protein phosphatase inhibitor 2. The record is from RefSeq and is a predicted model, not a curated record. Gene Ontology annotation, biological process: regulation of signal transduction. NCBI's taxonomy places the organism in Eukaryota, Viridiplantae, Streptophyta, Magnoliopsida, Solanales, Solanaceae. Gene Ontology annotation, molecular function: protein phosphatase inhibitor activity. The transcript is spliced from 5 exons. The coding region runs from base 214 to 744 and encodes 176 amino acids.